This is a messenger RNA of Phytophthora nicotianae INRA-310, 612 nucleotides long. RefSeq lists its product as hypothetical. The transcript has a single exon. Lineage: Eukaryota; Oomycota; Peronosporomycetes; Peronosporales; Peronosporaceae. The coding region runs from base 1 to 612 and encodes 203 amino acids. The record is from RefSeq and is a predicted model, not a curated record.
AUGGCGGCAUCUCGAGCGAAAUGCAGCAUGGUGAGAGUGGAGUGCUGUGAGGCGACGAGGGCCGUGCGCCGCUACAUGCCCAUGUCGACUGAAACCUCACCUUGUCAGCCUCCUGGCACGAUGGUGCUUGGCUGCUUGAGGCGCGCCCAGCGAGGGGAGCGCUCUCGCUCACUCUCUCGCGUCGCAGCCUCUUACAAGCAGUACUUAAACUUCUUUCCAGAACAAAACGUGUUUUCAGCGUCCUUACCGCGUUUGCGCGACAGUGUUCCGAUGUUCGCCGCUCGCGUCGCUGCAGUGCUUCCCAACAACUUGUCAGCACUUGAACUAUCGUUGGCAAUAGGGAAACUGUCCAGCAGCGACGCGGGCGUCGCCAGAACCUGCGCCGUCUCGCGAGGGCUUUCCUCACUGUCCUUGACAUGCGACUUGACGUCGUGGUCGAAGUCGUGGUCAUACGGUGACCUGCCUUGGCUACUACCACACUCUGGGGACGUCACGCACGCGGCGGAGUCCAUUGGGGACGAUACCAUGGGCGACGAGUGCUCUUGCUCCGCGACGUCCAGCUCUACGAAUGACGCGGGGCUCUCGACCGCCUUGGGCGGGUGGAACAUAUAA